Molecule: messenger RNA, 660 nt
Organism: Dibothriocephalus latus
Lineage: Eukaryota; Metazoa; Platyhelminthes; Cestoda; Diphyllobothriidea; Diphyllobothriidae
Source: the annotation of a GenBank genome assembly
AUGAAUCUAGAGCGCAAUCUCUCCUGUGAGCCGGAACAGCUAGUUAAUCAGUUGUCCAUCCUACGAAUUGACGAGGGCCUUCUGGGUGGCGGGGAUGGUUCUUCAAGGAAACCCCUUUUUGUGGAUACCGAAAACAAUAUUACCUUUAGGCAGUAUAAGUCGGAGAAUGACCUCGAAAGCAUAGUUCCCCUCAUAUCAAAGGACCUUUCCGAACCCUACUCCCUAUACACCUAUCGCUACUUCAUCUACAACUGGCCUAGGCUGUGCCUGCUGGCUGUCAACGAAAGUGGCACAUGUGUAGGCGCGAUUGUUUGCAAACUUGACUAUCACGAACAGGUGAAGCGCGGAUACAUUGCCAUGCUGGCGGUGGAAAAGGAAUACCGCAAAAAGGGCAUUGGCUCUACGCUUGUCCAGUUGGCUAUAAACCUCAUGAUUGAGGAUGGCGGUCAAGAGUUUGCUGUCUGUUUCCUUAAUUUAAUGUUAAACCAGUGUGCAUCUCAUCUACAGGUCGUGCUUGAAGCAGAGGCUACAAACGCACCCGCCCUUGCCCUGUAUGAACAGCUUGGUUUCUCGCGCGACAAGUACCUCUUUCGUUACUACCUCACCGGUGUCGACGCCUUCCGACUCAAACUGUGGCUCGAUGUUCCGCACUGUGAAUAA